Trichomycterus rosablanca is the source of this 2593-nucleotide messenger RNA. It is a transcript of the gene rims3, whose product is annotated as regulating synaptic membrane exocytosis 3. Gene Ontology annotation, cellular component: cytoskeleton of presynaptic active zone; presynaptic membrane. Gene Ontology annotation, biological process: regulation of membrane potential; regulation of synaptic vesicle exocytosis; positive regulation of synaptic transmission. Lineage: Eukaryota; Metazoa; Chordata; Actinopteri; Siluriformes; Trichomycteridae. The transcript is spliced from 7 exons. The coding region runs from base 219 to 1169 and encodes 316 amino acids. The record is from RefSeq and is a predicted model, not a curated record. Gene Ontology annotation, molecular function: transmembrane transporter binding; small GTPase binding.
GCGGCAGCAGCUCCGAGUCUCUCCGGUUCUGCGCAGCGGCUUCAAGCUUCUUCACCGCGUCUAAACCCCCCGGUACCUCCUGAUAGGUACCCAAAAUAAUGUCCCUGACACCCACAGCUCCGGUUCUCUGCUUCAUCUAAAGACUCGCGUCCGUUCAGCCUGAGCUGCAGCCUGCUGAUCACCGCUUGAGUUGCUCUGCCCAGAGGCCUGCGCCGGCCAUGAUGCACAGCAGCCCGGUGGACGUGCCCAGCCCUGGGGGCAUGACUGUGUCGCCCAGUCGCAACGUGGUGCGCAGCUCCAGCGUCAGCGGCACCAUGUACAGCCUGGAGAAAAGCCCGAGCAACACCAGGCCUGAGACCGUGGGGACGAAGAAACGCCGCUCCAGCCUGGGCGCCAAGAUGGUGGCUAUCGUGGGGCUUUCACAGUGGAGCAAGAGCACCAUGCAACUUAACCAGCAAGACGGUACGACCAAGAAGCUGCGCAGUACAAUCAGGAGAAGUACGGAGACGGGGAUCGCCGUCGAGAUGAGAAACCGGGUGACCAGACAGGGCAGCAAAGAGUCGACCGACGGCAGCACUAACAGCAACAGCUCAGAAGGAACGUUCGUGUUUCCCACCGCCCGGCUGGGUCCAGAGAGCCAGUUCAGCGACUUCCUGGACGGCCUCGGCCCCGCCCAGAUAGUGGGACGCCAGACGUUAGCGACGCCUCCAAUGGGUGACGUCCACAUCGGCGUGAUGGACCGGGGAGGCCAGAUCGAAGUGGAGAUCACCCAGGCGCGGCGUUUAACCCCUAAACCGGGCUCAAAGAACAUUCCGGCCACGUACGUGAAGGUGUACUUGCUGGAGAACGGAGCCUGCCUCGCCAAGAAGAAAACCAAAGUGGUGAAGAAAACUCUGGAUCCCACCUACCAGCAAACGCUGCUGUUCGACGAAAAUCCGCAGGGUAAAGUGUUACAGGUGAUCGUGUGGGGCGACUAUGGCCGCAUGGACUCCAAGUGCUUCAUGGGAAUGGCCCAGAUCCUCCUGGACGAGCUGGAUUUGUCCUCUAUGAUUGGUGGCUGGUACAAGCUGUUUCCCACCUCCUCUCUGGCGGAGCCCAGCAUUGGCCAGCUAGCCCGCCGCCUCUCUCAGUCCUCGCUCGAGAGCGCCACCAGCCCGUCGUGCACCUAGACCUAGGGUCUCUGUGAUCCUGUUUUUACUGUUGAUUCAUAAACACACGUGGUUUGUCUGUUACGUUUUAUUAAAAAAACCUACCCUUCACACACACACACUCCUACACACACACACACACCCAUGCGCUUAUUCAUCUGUAGUAGCUUCUGAGAACGGGUCUGUGUGAAAACCUAGUGAUCUCUUUACAUAGACGCGUUUUAAGUCAUCCUACACUCCCGAGAAGAGGGCGUGUCUAAAUUCUUAGAUCCUUUAAAAUGCUCCUACUGAGGCGCCUUAAUUCUGAUCGAUGAUCUGACUGAAUAACGAGGGAGCGUCCGACGUCUCCUCAGCGCUGAAGCAUUCAAUGCGGCACAAUUUUUCGGUACACGGAGGGAGAGACAUUAGCUGGCGUCAGGCUAACUGUGUUUGCUUAGUAAGCUAAAGGUUUUAGGUUUUCACACUGACCCUGAAUGUGCACAGACUGGAAGGAGAUUUGAUUGGUCAGGUGUCUGUAUAUCAAGCUCAUGACUGACACCCAUCGGCCAGUGUUUGGGACACGAGUUUCCACCAUUUUAAUACAAACGAAAUGUAGCAUUUGUACAUUUACACUCUCGCACCCUGUUAAGAACAGAACGGAGCGUCGAUCCGCCCCCGGCUCGUUCCCAUUCUGAGUUUAUUUCGCUUUACUUUCUCUCUCUUUAAACUCUCUAUGCCAAACCUGAUUGCAAAGUUUAUUUUGUAAAACCAAAGCAAUUCUUCUUAUCUGUCGUGUUUGUAAAAUAUGGAUAUGUAGCAGAGUUACGAUGUAGGUAAGAUGCAAAAAAUGAUCUAUCAUAGAUUCAGUCUAAUUUAUACACAAGUCCAGAGUUACUGCUACUUUACUGAGCCCUGGCAGUGCUGCCGGCCUGGCCGGGCAAACCACAGGCGAAAUUUGAGAGGCUGCUUGUGCAACAGUGACCCCUGCUGUCUGGUUAAAGCCCAGUAUGAGUGGCCAGGGAACACGGUACUUACCGGAGGCUCCACGUAGGAAUCCAGUAGACAGAGGUAUGUCUGCGUCACCACUGCUCCUCCUGGCACCGCUCUCCUACUUCUAUCCGGGCUUGGGACCGGCACUGAGAGCGCACUUCAGAUGUUAGCCAAUCAUGUCCAUGCAGGCACUCGACCGGCCGAUAGCACCACUGAGAUUCGGACCCUGGAUGCCCAGAUCUCAGUCGUUCAAGCACAACAUAACCUGUGUGGUAGGUUUUUAUUCUUAUGGACAGUGACAGUAAUUCUGGACUGUACUUCCAUCGACACUCACCCACAACGUAACGGGCAGGGCUCAACUUCAGCAGUCAGGUUCUAUAACGCACACGAACAUAUCUGUAACGUACAGUAGCAUAAAUGUACAGCGACCGAGCGGAGGUUUAAAUAUAAAUAUAAAUAUACAGAUAUAAAUAUAU